Molecule: messenger RNA, 734 nt
Organism: Adineta steineri
Lineage: Eukaryota; Metazoa; Rotifera; Eurotatoria; Adinetida; Adinetidae
Source: the annotation of a GenBank genome assembly
AUGGGUUAUCGUGGUAUUCGUAAACAUUUGAAACGACUUCAUGCACCAAAACAUUGGAUGCUUGAUAAAUUGGGUGGAACAUUCGCACCAAAACCAUCAGCUGGUCCACACAAAACACGUGAAUGUUUACCAAUGAUCAUCUUUUUACGUAAUCGUUUGAAAUAUGCUUUAACAUAUGUUGAAGCAAGAAAAAUUUGUAAACAACGUCUUAUUAAAAUCGAUGGUCGUGUACGAACUGAUUUUCUCUUUCCAGCUGGUUUUAUGGACGUUAUUACAAUUGAAAAAACAGGAGAACACUUCCGUUUAAUCUACGACAUUAAAGGACGAUUUUGUGUUCACCGUAUUACAGCUGAAGAAGCUAAAGUAAGUUCAAACUAUAAAUAUAUAUUUAAUAAGUACGAAAAAGUCUGAUAAUAAGUCAUGCUUGAUUGAAUGUGUCGAGGAUAACUAAAAUUGACUGAUAUUUCUAGUCUAUGCGUAUACUGAACAAGAGGAAUAAAUACAAAAAGUAUAUUCGUCAUAAUUUAGCGGCAUGGGCUUAAUUUUUAUAUAAACUUACUUAUCUAACUGAUAACUAUCAUUUGAAAUUUCUAAUAUAAGUAAAAAUUUCAAAUAGGAUUUUGUUAUGUCGAAUUGUGAUUAUUUUCAGCUUACCAUGAACCUACGUGAAAAAAAAAUGUCUAAGGAAGUUUCUCCUAAAAAUAGUUGUUAUAAAGGCGACUACAAUUUUUUUU